Messenger RNA from Tarenaya hassleriana, 720 nucleotides. RefSeq lists its product as uncharacterized. Bases 162 to 626 code for a protein of 154 amino acids. Gene Ontology annotation, biological process: blue light signaling pathway. The record is from RefSeq and is a predicted model, not a curated record. The transcript has a single exon. Lineage: Eukaryota; Viridiplantae; Streptophyta; Magnoliopsida; Brassicales; Cleomaceae.
ACCAAACCACAGAUUCCCCCAUCUUCCUCUACGUUCUUUUCAAUUCUCAACCUUAUAUUCUCUUUUCCACCUCUCUCCCUCUCUCUCUCUCUCUGCAAUUGUGUACUUAUAUAUAUAUAUAUAUAUAUACAGAAACCGAGAAAAUCGAAAGUACAAAGAAAAUGAAGAACACCCAUUUGCAGGAGGAAUCCAAGAACGCUGCUUCCGGAUUUUCUCACCGGAGUCUUGAAUUUUCCUGCCAGCCAAACAGACCCACCAAGCCAACGUUCACAAAGACUUGUUCCCCAGAAGAAUCUGAGAAUGCUACCGUCCGCAGAAAUCCAGCAUCUUCCGAGAAACCAAACAAGGAAGAAUCAUCGGACCAGGAAACGGCUUUGUCGGGACGAGAGAGGCUGAAGAGGCACAGAGAAGAAAUCGCCGGAAAAGUUUCGAUACCGGAGAAAUGGGGGAAAGAAGGGUUGCUGAAGAAUUGGAUGGAUUUCUCCGUGUUUGAUUCCGCGUUUACUUCCAAUCAGGUUUUCUCGGCUCGAGCUUCUCUAAUGGCGGACUCUACCGCCGCCGGCGCCGCCGGCGCCGCUGGAAGAGGGGUUUCCCGACAGCGUUUAAGGAUAGAGAGUUCUUGUUAAUUCUGUAUUUUUCUCUUUCAUAAAUAUUAGCUUAUCUAAUAUACAUCCUGCGAUUCUGAGAUUUUGCGCUUCAUAGACAAUAUUUUUAUUUUAA